AUAAAUGCCCGGUCACACCGUAACCUCUCCAUCCUUUCUUCAUAAUUCCAUUGCUCAAAAAUCAAUACAAUAGAGCUAGUAACCUGCAAGAACUUGACCUGCAUAUACUAAACUCAGCCAUGGAUAAAAGAAAGUCCUGUGUUCUUCUGGCUUUCUUUCUUGUAUUCGUCUCCUGGGAAGCCUACGUUGUUCAAGGCAUAAACAGGAAGGACCCUCUUGAUCCUGCUAUAACGCAUUAUGAGAUGAGGCCUAAGUUGCCUUCAGGUCAUGAACAAGCUUUCUGCCUGGCCAGAGGGAAAUGCCAAUUCAAGACACUCGUGUGUCCAGAUCAAUGCAAAGUAAGGAAGCCUGUGCAAAACAAGAAGCAGAAGGGAUGCUUCGUUGACUGCAGCAGCAGAUGUGAAGUCACUUGCAAGUGGAGAAGGCCUAGAUGUGACGGAUAUGGUUCUCUUUGUUAUGAUCCUCGGUUUGUUGGUGGUGAUGGUGUGAUGUUCUACUUCCAUGGAGAAAAGGGAGGAAACUUUGCCAUUGUCUCUGAUGAUAAUCUACAAAUCAAUGCACACUUGAUCGGAACUCGACCACAAGGGAGGACUCGUGACUUCACAUGGGUGCAGGCCCUCUCUAUCAUGUUUGACACUCACACACUAGUCAUUGCAGCAAAGAGGAUCUCACUCUGGGACGAUAACGUUGAUGCUCUUUUAGUAAGAUGGGAUGGUGCCACAGUUGACGUCCCGACUGAUGGAGAGGCAGAAUGGAGGACUAAUGGUGAAGAAAGAGAGGUUUUGGUUGAAAGAACUGAUGAUACUAAUACUAUAAGAGUUACAGUUUCAAAUUUGGUGGAGCUAAAUAUAAAGGUAAGACCAAUUGGGAAAGAAGAGAACAGGGUUCAUAAAUACCAGUUGCCAGAGGAUGAUGCUUUUGCUCACUUGGAGACACAGUUCAAGUUUUUCAACCUGACAGAUCUUGUUGAAGGAGUUUUGGGCCAGACUUACAGGCCAGAUUAUGUUAGCCCUGUCAAGACUGGAGUUCCCAUGCCAAUGAUGGGUGGAGAGGACAAGUACCACACUCCAUCUCUCUUUUCACCUCUUUGCAGCUUUUGCAGAUUUCAAAGGCAGUAUAGCUAUGAAACAACUAAGGGAGUAUCUGAAUACUGAUAACAGAUAAUAUAAGUAAAGAUUAGCGAAUUUGACGUCUAUACGUAUGUGGUUCUAUAUCCUAUAACCUUUGUAUUUGGAUUGAAUUCAUAAAUAAAGGCAAUAAAAUUUGAAUAUUUGUCAGGGUCAUUAAUUUAGCAAUGUUUUUUCUUGGUAGAGUUUUUACUUGGAAAUAGCUUAGCUUCAAAGAGAGAUUGAUUCACUUGCAUUAUUGAAAAUACUUUCUUAUGAUUUGUUUUCAAAAUAUUUUUGUCCUGAGCUUAUUAAAGUCUGCAGUUCUGUGGCUGCAAUGAUUCAUGGAGGACUACGUAGCUGGUGAAAACAGUUACUGCUGUCGUUCACAUAUGUGCUUUCUGUGCAGCCAUUGAAGGUGAUUCUUUGAAUGCUAAAAUCUUUCUAUUCCAUCCCACCAGUCUUCUCUGAGAUCUGCAGCUUUGCUAGCGCUUCUAUGGAUUGAGCAACCUCCAUAUGAAACAAACGAAAAAUUCCCCGUCAUUUGAUUGGAGGGAAACUUUUCCUUUCAACGAGAGGAAAACGUUUCAAAUGUAUCUCUUCUUCUGUGAUUUCCUCGUCUAAAAAGCUCCUGAUAUCAUUUCUGAUCAAAGUUGAGUCAAUCUAGAAUUUCCGAA
Messenger RNA from Hevea brasiliensis (rubber tree), 1783 nucleotides. RefSeq lists its product as uncharacterized. The record is from RefSeq and is a predicted model, not a curated record. The coding region runs from base 120 to 1154 and encodes 344 amino acids. The transcript is spliced from 2 exons. NCBI's taxonomy places the organism in Eukaryota, Viridiplantae, Streptophyta, Magnoliopsida, Malpighiales, Euphorbiaceae.